AUGAAGCUCUUAUCAGCUGCCGCUACGCUUCUCGUCUUCCUUGCCCCCAUUUCAACUACAGCUCGAAGCCUCGACAUCUUUCGGUCGUCUCAGUCCCCUAUCCAGGUUCAAGCCCAAUCUGUUGGAGGAGAUAAUCCUCUAGAGUAUUGUACGGAUCCAUCCGACAACAUUCUAGAUAUUCAGUCGGUGAAUCUAUCACCCAACCCUCCUCUUCCUGGCAAAACGCUCGUCAUCGAGGCUAAGGGUACCUUCCAUGAGAGGAUCGAGCAGGGCGCAUAUGUCCUUCUAGAAGUCAAAUAUGGCUUGAUCACUCUUAUCAGGCAAACUGCCGAUCUUUGCGAACAGAUCGUUAAUGUUGAUCUUAAGUGUCCUCUGGAGAAAGGUGAAAUGACCUUGACCAAGCAGGUCGACUUGCCGAAGCAGAUCCCUCCCGGCAAGUACACUGUACACGCAGAUGUCUACACCAAUGAUGACAGGCGUAUUACUUGCCUUGAUGCCCGCAACAUUGAAUUCAAGGGCCCAUUCUAA
Messenger RNA from Aspergillus alliaceus, 528 nucleotides. Its product is annotated as ML domain-containing protein. Gene Ontology annotation, molecular function: sterol binding. The transcript has 3 exons. Gene Ontology annotation, biological process: intracellular sterol transport. NCBI's taxonomy places the organism in Eukaryota, Fungi, Ascomycota, Eurotiomycetes, Eurotiales, Aspergillaceae. The record is from RefSeq and is a predicted model, not a curated record. Bases 1 to 528 code for a protein of 175 amino acids.